AAGCCAAAGAGAAUUGCCUGGACAAAUUUAGAAAGAGCAAAUAAAUAUGUAUGUAGAAACUUGGUUUGGGAAGGGUACUUAAAGGGAUUCUUUAAUAAAUGAUUGUCUCUGGAGAGUAUGGAGGGAUUAGAGGGGAAACUUUUGCUUUUUAAAUAUUUUAAUUUUUCGCUUUCACUUUUAAAUGAGAUUUUGUCUCGUGUUUAUAUGUUAAUGUAGCAAAAAAGUAACUAAAUUAAAAAUUAAGUAAACUUUUAUUUGAUGCGAUAACUUUUCCUCUAAUAAUCAAAUUAAGAAAGUUGGGAAUACAUAGAAAAGUAUGUAAAAUAAAAGGAGAAAAAUAAUUACUAGAAAAAGGUCAGAGGGGGAUAAGGCUCUGGAAUUAGGGUAAUCCUGAAGAGACUGCUGGGUAACCUCAGUGAAAGGAGAGAGCCUGAAUAGGUCAGUGCAGGAUAGGUCCAAUUAAGACGUAUUUCAAAGGAAAGAUUUUGAAUAUUGAUUGGAUGCGGAAAGUGGGUAAGGGAAGAAUCCAGGAUGACUCCUAGGUUUCUAUUUCUGGUGGUACCACCAGUUGAGACAGAAUACAGGAGGAUAAGCAGGCUUGGCAUGGAGAGAUGAUGGGCUCAGUAAGGUGAUAGUAGAAAAUGUGAAAUGCAGGAGGAGUAGUUUGGGGCCGAAGAUGAGUUUAGUUGUGUUAGUUAAAGAGGAGGUGAUGUAGACAACCCAAAAGUCGGGGAAAGUGUGGGCUAGAAAGAGGUCUGGGUAGUAGUACCUGAAACCUCAGAUGUGGUUGAAAUUUCCUAGGGAGAGUGUAUAGAACGGAUUAGGAGAGGUUUAAGGAUGGAACUAUGCAUAUCACAUUUUAUAAGUUGGGAGAAGCAAAGGACCCAACCCAUAAAAGAGCCAAGGCGGAGAGGUGGCAAAACCAGAUGACAGAGGGCACUUCCAGAAGUCGUGGGAGGAGACAAGUUUUGUGAAGCGAGAACCUCAAAUGGUCAGGUACUGAUGAUGUUGUAGGUCCCGAAGGCAUGGAGAAAUUUUGUGAAGACAUUGGUGUUGAACCAGAAAAUGUAGUUAUGCUUGUCCUAGCUUGGAAAUUGGAUGCACAAAAUAUGGGUUAUUUUACUCUACAGGAAUGGUUAAAAGGAAUGACUUCUCUACAAUGUGACACAACAGAAAAACUCAGAAAUACUUUGGAUUACUUAAGAUCAUUAUUAAAUGAUUCUACAAACUUUAAGCUUAUUUACAGAUAUGCGUUUGACUUUGCACGGGAAAAGGACCAGCGCAGCCUAGACAUUAACACUGCCAAGUGCAUGUUGGGACUGUUAUUAGGAAAAAUCUGGCCCCUUUUUCCAGUUUUUCACCAAUUCUUAGAGCAAUCAAAAUAUAAAGUUAUUAACAAAGACCAGUGGUGCAAUGUGCUAGAGUUUAGCAGAACAAUUAACCUUGACCUCAGCAACUACGACGAAGAUGGCGCAUGGCCAGUUUUGUUGGACGAGUUUGUGGAAUGGUAUAAAGACAAGCAGAUGUCCUAGGACUGUAUGCAUAGCAGCGCGAGAGUCACUGUUACCACAGUUAUGUCAACCAUUAGCCAUAAAUUGCUGUUUGUAUCAAAGCGCAUGCUGCUUUUCUUGCACUGUCUCCCUUUUGCAGGGACGUUUUUGGUGUUUGCUAUUGAAUGGGCCAGCUCUGCCUGCUGUGUAGCAUUAUUCUCUUGGAAGGCUGCUUUUGCAGUUUGUAUUUACACUACAGAUUGGUGAAUUUGCCAACGUCCUCACUGUGAUUAUGUGUAUAUUGCUGUUUAAAUUUUGUAUAUGUGUAUAAAAAGAAAAAGCUUCACCUAGAGAUUAUUUCUGCAAAAAUGUAUUGUAAAAAUAAUUUUUGUGGCAUAUUUCUAGUCCCUUUUUUCAAAUGAACCAAUUAUACUUUACUUGGUCUCAAAUGUAGCAUUUCAAAAAACAGAAGAAUUUUACCAUAAGUAAAUGUUGCCAGAAUUCACCUUAUUGUUCAAGAGGCCAACUUUUGGAAGGAGGUGGGAGUUCUAACUUUGCAGAGGCAUAUGCCAAAUGUAAUUGGUUUACCUGGAUAUUAGCAUUUUUAAAUGAUGAAACUAUAAUUAUUUGAACAUGUCACCAGUCAUUUCCACCAUGCAAGGUAUAGGUUUUUCUUUUCUAAUGUUAAAAAGCUGUAGUACUUUGAAUAUAGGUACAAAUGAAUAAAUUAACAUUGCACCUUUUCUUUAAAAUAGAAUAGUUCUGAACUCUUGUAAACUUGCUUUAGCAGAUUUUUCUUUCUCUUUUGCAUUCUUCUUGGCAGUGUUUGGUCUGCUGAUGCUUUCUAUGCCAUUCUAAGUGAAGCUGGUUUUGCCUCCUCCAUGGAAACCCAGUGGUUUACUGGCAUUUGAUAAUUGCAGAGCAGUUUUAGUUGUGGCUUGAAUUUUUAGUUAAGCUUUCAUGAUGUCUAAUUUUCUAGUUUUUUUGAAAAAGAACUCUAUUAUAAGUGAGAGGGGUUUUGUUUCCCUUUUUGUUUCUUUCAUGCUAGGCUUUUCCUGGCAGAAUGUCCAUUGCAGGCAGUGGAUAGGAAACCACCAGCAUUGCGCUAACUGUUACACGGUAGGACCUUCCCCGGAGAGGCCGCUCGUUACCUGGGUCAUUUGUACAGAAAGGUGAUAGCCAUUAUUUAUGUGGAUGAGGAACUUGUAAACAGGACGGAACUUUUAGGUUUUUGUUUUAUGUUUUUUAUUUCCCUCCCCUUGCCUUACCCUUUAGGAACUGUGUAGAUAACAUGUUUUCCCCUCAACUAUCUGGUGCUAUUGAAUGACUAAUUUAGUCCCUAAAGUUUUGUGAAAACAAAAAAAGUCUGAUGAUUUAAACCAAGUAAAAAGCUAAUGGUGCAUUUGAACCGGUGUGAGCAAGAUUCAUGAUUGAACAUGUCAUGAUUGGAAGAGGCUUGGAUUAUUUCAAAAUCUGGCUGAAAAAAUCUUUUGGAUUAAAUGUGAACCUUUAAAUGGCAUUCAAUGAGAGAAGCACACAGACAAUGCUACUCUUAACCACUAUUUCACAGUUUCUUUGCAAACAGUGUUCAGAUUUUCAUAUUAUUUUUUUCUCUAACUGAACCACCAAAGACAGAAAUUUGUAUGUAUAUACAGUGUGUGCACAUACACAAAAUCAUGAUCUGGUAGAAUUCUUUUUUCUACCAAUUAGAAAGGUUUGGUUUGCUGUGAAAUAAACCAGAAGUUUGAAAAUCCCUGUAGUGAUUAAGCAUACUUAACCAUUCCUUGUUUAGGAAUUGUGGAGUCACUUCUACCUUAUAAAUUCAUACCAGUUUGCACAAAUUCAUACCUGGAAAGAAUUGGAGAUGUUGAUGGCAAGCACAGCUCAUGAGACCAAUGUGAUGAAAGGGGCUCCGUUCCGAUGGUGUCAUUCCAGUGGCAAUUGGCCGUAGGUUCAGCUCUGUGGAGAACUUGAUUCAUUUUCAGAGGUAUCCCGUGAAUUAAAAAAAAACACAAAAACACUUAAAGUCAACAGUUCUUAAAUUUGUUCAAUAAAUCAGAAAUGUACAUAUAAAUAUAAAUCACAGAUAAGUAUUUUAAAAGUUAUUGUUAGAGAGUAGAGACUUUAAAACAGCGGUCGCCAACCAAUGGCCAUGGACCACUGGUGGUCCGUGAGGUCUGAAAGGUAGGCGACUGCCGUUUUAAAGCACUAAGCACAGUCAGUCCUAAAGUAAGUACAGGACUGUUACAGGGCAGGUGUUACAUUUCAUCCACAAGAACGUUUUGAUGAUGGGGGAAAUCCCAGCUAGAAACUUUCCUGAUGUAUAAUAUGAAAGUAUUCUAAAGAGAUAAUCUUGCAUAUGUAGACAAUUCCAAAUCUUUAAACUUCCUUGAAAAAUAAAUCUCUUUGGCCCUUGGUUUCCUUGGCUUUAUGCAGUUAUUUUAAGGGGAGGAAAAGGGGUCAGCCAGUAUAAUAAGGUACCUUUUCUUAAAAGCAUCCCUAAGUUACAUAAAAUUGAGCAGUCAUCAAACACUUACUUACUGGCUAAUGUUAAAUAAAUUAGGGUGCCUUCUGGUUUUUCUUUAUCACCCAGUCCACAUCCUUUCUCUCUCUCCACUGUUUUGACCUCCACCUUGCAAUAGUAUGUUGUGACGGACACUACAACUUCUAGAUGUUUACUGUUGCACUAGGUCAGAAAGCUUAUUAUUUGAUUUGCCAUAAACACUCACUGUAAAGUUCCCUGCAGCUCUUCUGAAGCAUGAACUCUGAAUUAAGUUUUUUCUAAAUCCGACUAGAUAAACCUUCUGGUUUAGCAACAGGUUUCUGUUGCCUCUCAGUCUCCUUUUAAUAGUGCUUUUGAGGUUUAUACGGAAAGCUUUAAAAGUUUGUUUGUGCCCUUGGUUUUUAAUCUUACAACUGCUAAAAUACCUCUGUAAGCCUUAUCUUUUAUUCUUUCAUAUGUUAUGUUGUAUAAUAAAUGUAUAGAAUUCAUUGACCAACUAAAAUGUUGGGUGUCUGUAAAUGAGACCAAAACGUGGGUUGCUUUUUUUCAUGAAAUAAUUUCUAUAAUUUCUCUUGGGGGCUACUGUUAAAGGAACAGCAGCUAACCUAUAACUGUGAAUGCUUCGUGUCGUCAGUAUUUGCAUUACAUUCAUAAACGUGUGCAAGUCCUGUGACUCCCAGCUUAACUCAGAUACUGUUAUGCCACCUGACUUGAGUACAGCAAACUGGUUUUAGGUUUUAAUGGAGUUGAUGUAAAAUGAUAUCUCUGAAAUAAAAAGUAUUUGUGUUUGGUUUCAGAA
Myotis daubentonii (Daubenton's bat) is the source of this 4792-nucleotide messenger RNA. RefSeq names its product defective in cullin neddylation 1 domain containing 4 (gene DCUN1D4). Gene Ontology annotation, molecular function: ubiquitin conjugating enzyme binding; ubiquitin-like protein binding; cullin family protein binding. Gene Ontology annotation, biological process: protein neddylation. NCBI's taxonomy places the organism in Eukaryota, Metazoa, Chordata, Mammalia, Chiroptera, Vespertilionidae. Gene Ontology annotation, cellular component: ubiquitin ligase complex. The record is from RefSeq and is a predicted model, not a curated record.